Entrophospora sp. SA101 is the source of this 1878-nucleotide messenger RNA. The record is from the annotation of a GenBank genome assembly. NCBI's taxonomy places the organism in Eukaryota, Fungi, Glomeromycota, Glomeromycetes, Entrophosporales, Entrophosporaceae.
AUGAAUAUAAGGACAAAUUUAUUAUUAUUUAUUGGACUUUUAUUUUGUCUGUUAACAUUAUCACCAACACCCAUAGAGGCGCAACUAAAAGAUUACCCACCUUUAGAUUUAACUCCGCCAUCAGUUCCAGAAUGGAAUGCUUUGGUUGACAUGACCAAAAUUCCAAAGGCUCCUGUUAGGAAAUUGCCAAGUGAUUGUACUGACACACUAGACUCUUUUUGUACUUGGACUUGUACUAUCUGUACAAAACCAGACGAUAUCGUGAAAUGCCCUAAACAAAAUGACUGGGCUAUAACUUACGAUGAUGGUCCUUCACCAUUUACAACACUAAUUUUGGAUCAUCUUAAAGCAAAAAAUGUAAAAGCAACAUUUUUUGUUAUUGGCUCCAGAGUUAUGGGAAAUCCUGAUAUUUUAAAAAGAACUUUUAAUGAAGGACAUCAAAUCGGAAUCCACACUUGGUCACACAAACCUUUAACAACUCAAACAAACGAAGAAGUUAUAUCUGAGCUAAAAUGGACUGAAAAAGUCGUCAAAGAAGUAACUGGUGCAACUCCCAAGUUUAUGAGACCACCACAAGGAGAUUAUGAUGAUCGUAUAAGAUUCAUAGCGAAAUCAUUAGGUUAUAACAUUGCUAUAUGGGAUUAUGACACUUUUGAUUGGAAGUCGAACGGAGAUCCAACCUUUGAUUUAAAUUGGAUUACUGGAAACUUUACUCAAUGGGUAACAAACAAAACAACCGGUCAUAUGAGUUUGGAACACGAUUUGUACGAACAAACUGCCAAAAUGGCACCUAAAGCUAUCGACAUUGUCUUGAAUGCGGGUUGGAAUAUGAAAGAUGUUGCAACAUGUGCAAAUCUACCAGCAUACAUUGAAUCUACUACUAACUCAUCAACUCCUCCAAAAUUAGAUCAAAAUCCUAGCACAACUAAAACUUCAGCGCCAACAACCUCACCUGCUCAACAGAAACUAAAAGGUUACCCACCAGUUGAUGUAGCGCCACCAGCUAAUCCGAAAUUUACUGCUUUGGUUGAUUUGACUAAAGCUCCAAAAGCUCCAGUCAGAAAAGCGCCAAGUCAACCUUGUGAUGGUAAUUCUGAUCCCUUUUGUUAUUGGAGUUGUACACUUUGUUUAAAACCUAACGAUAUCAAAACAUGUCCCAAUGCAAAAGAUUGGGGCAUUACAUACGAUGAUGGUCCUUCAGAAUUUACACCAGCAAUUUUAGAUCAUCUUAAGGCAAAAAAUGUAAAAGCAACAUUUUUCGUUAUUGGUUCUAGAGUUAGCGAACAUCCUGAAAUUACAAAAAGAGCUUUUGAUGAAGGGCAUCAAAUUGGAAUCCACACUUGGUCGCACACAGCACUAACAACACAAACAAACGAAGUUGUUAUAGCUGAGUUGCAAUGGACCGCAAAAGCUAUUGAAGAAGCAACUGGUAAAAAACCUGUAGUCAUGAGACCACCACAAGGAGAUCACGAUGAUCGUAUAAGAUACAUCGCCAACGAAUUAGGUUAUAAAGUUGUUAUAUGGGAUAAAGACCCGAACGAUUGGAUGGUCUCAGAAAAUCUAAACUAUGAUGUAAGCUGGAUCGGAGGAAACUUUUCUGAAUGGGUAAAAGAACCAUCAACAACUGGUUAUAUUUCUUUGGAACAUGAUAUGUUUAAACAAUCUGCCGCCAAAGCUCCACUAGCUAUUGAUAUAGUUAUGAGCGCUGGAUUCAACAUUAAGACUGUUGCUGAUUGUGUAGGCCAACCCGCUUUUGACGCAACUAAAAAAGCUUCAUCUACAUCUAUUAACAACUAUCAAUACAGUUCUUCUACUACUCCUUCUGCUAAUUUAUUAACAGUCAAUUCCUUUAUUGGGCUUAAACUUCAGCCAGUGUAA